AUGUCACAGGAGGCCUCAGGGGCACCAGCAAUGCCAAGAGCAGGGCAUGGCCAGACUAAGGCCAAAGCACGGUUGCUUCUAGGUGCUGACAGGAAGAGGAGCCGCCUCAGCAAGACAAGGCAGGACCUAUGGAACAGCACUAGCUGGAGUAAUCACAGACUGAGCAGAGCCACCUCUGCCCCUCGAGGGACCAGAGCUAAGGGAACAGCUCAUGGCAGGAGUGAAGCCUGCCCUGAGAACGCAGCACGGGAGCGGACCCGGGUGAGGACACUGCGCCAGGCCUUUUUGGCCUUGCAGGCUGCUUUGCCUGCCGUACCACCUGACACAAAGCUUUCCAAGCUGGACGUGCUGGUGCUGGCCACAAGCUACAUAGCCCACCUCACCCGAACGCUCGGCCACGAGUUGCCUGGCCCUGCCUGGCCACCCUUCCUGCGUGGACUCCGGUACUUAGACCCCCUCAAGAAGUGGCCCAUGCGAUCUCGUCUUUACGCAGGAGGCUUAGGAUGCUCUGGCCUCAAUUCCACCACAGCCACCGCUGCCAGCCAGAGAACCAGGGACGAAGAGGUGGGGUCUCAAGUCUCUGUAGCCACAGAUGUUCUUGUCGCCGAUCCAGUAUCUCCAGCUCUUGGUAACAAAUGA
Microtus oregoni (creeping vole) is the source of this 639-nucleotide messenger RNA. RefSeq names its product transcription factor 23-like. The coding region runs from base 1 to 639 and encodes 212 amino acids. The record is from RefSeq and is a predicted model, not a curated record. The transcript has 3 exons. Gene Ontology annotation, molecular function: protein dimerization activity; RNA polymerase II transcription regulatory region sequence-specific DNA binding; DNA-binding transcription factor activity, RNA polymerase II-specific. Gene Ontology annotation, biological process: regulation of transcription by RNA polymerase II; developmental process. NCBI's taxonomy places the organism in Eukaryota, Metazoa, Chordata, Mammalia, Rodentia, Cricetidae.